UCGUCGUCGUCGUCGUCGUCGUCGUCGUCGUCGUUGUUGUUGUUUGUCGUUCUAUCGCUUUUCCCCCACACUAUACCACUGGGACGAAAGAAUUGGCAAAGAGCUGUGUGCGGUCGUGUUGCGCCACUUUUGACGGUCGCGUGCCGCGCAACGUGAUCGAUAAGAUCGAUGCGAGCAGUGGACGACGAAUCGGAACGGCGCGAGAUCGAGAGUCAAUGCGAUACUCUAGCGGCAGGUCGAGGAAACCCGCCAAAAUAUCAGCAACGAUCUGGCUCGUUUGGACUACGGUUUCCAGUCGUCAACAAGGAAUAAGGAAACACGUCAAAAAGUGAUUCGUGUUCGACAGUGCGGGGUAAACGGAGGUAAAAGGCAAACGAGAGCGAAAGGAACGUUGUUGAUCGGCCGCCAUACGCUCACAGUGUUUUGUUUAUUCGUGGAAGAGAAUCGGUCACUGGAUUCCCAUUGUGCGUAUCUCUGUGUGCCACGUGACGAUCAACGUUUGUUUAUUUUGGUGCUUUUUGUCGCCGUUUACCUUGUUUGGCUAUUCUACCCUGGGCCUUUUAUACCAGAUUCAUUUCUACUCCCUGGAAUCAUCAACAAGGUUAUCUGGCUUGCGGAUGUUCGUCGAUAUCGCGCGUGCCGAUCCUCGAAAAUGUAGUUACGGCAUCCGGCACGAGGGACACCAGAGUGCGUGUUGCGAGAAAGGGAGAGAGAGCGAGAUACAGGACGGAUCGCCGCAGUGCAAAUCGGUGUAUCGUGAGACAGGGAGGCUGUGAUGAGGGAAGCCGGUUAAAGGACCCUGUGUCGCGCAGGCGCCGGUAGGAGUACAGGAAAGAUGCUGCCUUCCUCGAGAGCUUUAUUAAGCCCGCUGCUGCUUCUAAUCAUCGCUGGAAGCACCGGUGCCUUCAGCUCCCGACAAGGAGAAUGCACGUUUCCACUGAAAUGGGAAGGCACGUGGUUUCAAAGCGGAGUCAGACAGCCGAUCGUGAUCUCCAGGAAUGAAUUGUCCAGCAAGGGUAGGUGCCUGCACAACGAGGGCGACAAGUUUCUCCUGGUUGAUCAAAAAUCCUGCUACCGUUGCGUCGUCAUUCACGAGAAGCACUCGAACGUUCUCCAGUACAAAGAAACUUACUGUCACAGCAGAAAUUCAUUGUCAUCACUGUGCUCGUACAUCACGGGAGAUGCCCUGCUCUAUUCGAUGUUCCGGGAGGAGGCUACACCUGUGCCGUGCCCUUUUCGAGGACCCAUGACCUUCUCCUAUAACCGCGGACACGGAACUUGCUCGGUACCCGUCAGCAACGUCGACACCUGCACCGACGAUAGCAGAUUGUUGUUCAGAUACCAGGCGUGUCCCGAUAUAUCCGCAUCCGAGAGCGCAGUGGAGGAACUGGAAUGCCUGGCCACCUGGAAGGAGGGCAGCAGCCGUUACCUGGUGGGCCGUUUACAUCACGGACACGCGUCCAGUAACGAAGAUCGAUACCGAUGCUUCGUCUACGAGAAGGCCGGCCAGACAGUGCAGAGUAAUCUACACAGAGCUGCCAUGGGCAUAGGAGCCAUGGAUCACGAUGUCGGUUUACAGAGUGGACCGGUGCCCGAGGGUGCGGCCGAGAUCUACCGGGUGGCACAGAGCGGUGACGCCACUUGCAACGGUCUGUUCAGCCCUAUGGAAGGAUCUCGAACCAUGACGCUCAUGAAAGUCUCGCCACCCGGCCAGUGCCGAUUUCCCAAUUGGUUAACCGGCCACUCUAGCGGCGGACUGACCUGGCACACCCUCGACCUGACCAGAUCUUACACGUUCCAUCCUCGGAACGCUUCCCUGCACGUAACCAGAUCGAAUAGCAGUUCCUCGAGAUUCGAAAACGGUCCCCUAGACGGACAGUACGUUCCAGGUCAAGAAGAUCAGGACGUAAAGAUCUUAUGCAACAGCAUCAAACAGUCUAGCGCCGCUCAAGCGAUGACGAUGACUAUGUUGGUCGCGCAUUUCACCGUCGGUUGUCGGAGCGGUUUCAUGUGCAUGACGUUCUACCGAAGGGACGGUCACGUGAUAGAAGUGCAAACCGGAAGCGCCGUUUCAAGGCCGGAAGAAGCUUGCAGCACGCCCCAUUUUCAACAGCACAACAUACCCUUCCUCACCUUAGUCACCAGUUCCCCGGAGCCACGUACGUGCCCGUACUUGGGCAAAUUUACGGUGACGGGGGUGAACCGGAACCAACGGAACAUCCGUGAAAGCCGGAGGAACCAGCACCAGGAGGGCGUCAGGCGUGACAGAGAAAAAGUUCGACACGCCCAGGAACGAACCCAGGAAGAUCGACGCGGCCGGAAGCUCGACUUCGACGUGGAGAAACGUAGGGCGAACAACGAAUACCUCGUCCAUGAGCGAAUGGGCAGGCGCGCCAGAUCGAAUCGCAACAACAGAAACCAUCGCGAUCACAGCCUCGAGGAGGUGUCGUCCAAGCGAACUUUGGAUAUCGAGGACCUGCUGCGCGACCAUUCUAGAUCCAAGAUCCGAAGAUCGGAGGACCAGCGAUCGACCGAAAGCGUAUCGAGAUCGAAACUCAGAAGAACGCACGAUCUUGCCAAACGUUCAGUCGGUAACCGGCGAACGAGCAAUAGAUCAAGAAGAAGCCCGAAGAUGGAGGACUUCCGGGUAGACGCAGACGAUUUCGCACGAAUCAGGCAAUUCUGGGCAACCGAUUUCGACGAUCCGGAUGGCUCGAGCAUGCUCGAGAUUCAGGGUGAUUAUUUCGGCGAUUAUCCGGACACCGCUAACCUGCCGAAAAAGAGGUCAGACAGAGAAAUGACGUCGAACCUCCUGGCGAGGAUGAGGAGAAACGUCGAGCAGCUGAAUCCUAGCAACGGAUCUUUCGAGAAGAGGGAGAAGAGAGAGGAAGAUAUCUCUAGAUGCAGCUCCGAGGUCACUACCAUAACCAUAGGAUGUUCGACCGCGGACAGAAUGGAAUUUCAGACGGACUGCGUCGAGGACAACGCGAUCGCGUACUCCUGCCACGGUAGGUGGUUCGACGCGGAGGGCACCCAAUUCGUGAUCGCCACCCAACUGGCACCUGGCACGAGCUGGUCCAGCGAGAACAACAGGCCCCAGCCGUACAGAAACAGUCGAAGAUUGUGCUUCAUGUACAAAGAGAGCGGCGGGGUUGUCAGUUUGACUGCCAGCGAGGUCGCCUGCCAGAGGGGAAUCCCACCGCCCCCACCUAUGUUGGCCUUCAAUGCUACCAGUACCGGUCAGUGCAUGGAAGAGAACAGGGGCUUUGUUACUCGAUCGACGUACCUGAUGAUCGUCAGCCUGGCGGCGGUCGUCGCGAUAUACAGGUGAUUCUAAUCGAACGGACGACGAUCUCGCGACCGUUAAAACUCAACGUUUGUAAUCUGCGUUACUGGACACCGUGUGGGUGACGAAACGGGAGGUGGUACACGUGUAUAAAAAGAAAUAUAUAUAUAUUAUAUAUUAUACAUAUAUAAUAUACAUAUAUAAUAUAUAUAAUCGCCUUUGGCGCGAAUCACCGAACAAGAUCGGUCGAGCGUCCGGGCCAACGAGAAAGAAGAAACUGAAAGAGAAAAAUGGCACAAUCGAUACUUUGGCUUCGAACGCUCGUGUCCGUAGCUCUUGCUAGCCUCUCUGAUUCGUCGGGAGAAAUUCGUGCUCGCACGACCAUCAAAAUUUUUUCGCGCAACGAGAGACGAGGAAAGAUAUCGAGGUUCGUCCUAGCUGAGAGUGCUGGUCCCUGAUUCGAUUCGAUGUCUGGGAACGAAAAAUAAAGUCGCCUAUAAUAAAGAGACAAGAGGCAAAACUCUGAUUUCUUCCGUAUGAGAGGUGCUCCUCCAGACCAGAAGGAAAAUCAAGUGGACAAGAAAAGAGGGCGGAACAUCGUUUGGAAAGGAGACGGAUCCGAUCAAGAUGAACGGUUUAGCGACGGAAGGGAUGGAGGAAGGAAGGAAGGAAGAAAAGAAGGAAAGAAGGAAGGAAAGAAGGAAGGAAGGAAGGAAGGAAGGAAAGGGUAUUACUUUUCGAAGGAAAUUUUUUUCUCAACGACGGGAAAGGGAAGCGCUUGUUCCUUCGAGAGGAACGGCGUAAGGAGAGCGAUGAGGGGUCGUGAAGAUCGAACGCGAAUUUCCCCUGGCCAGUAGGUUUUUUACCGAUGUAGCUCGUAGGCACUAGCUAAUUAAAAAUCGGAUAAAGAUAACAAAGUAAUUACACAAGUUUUUAUGGUUAGACCAUAUCACGAGCGAGAUCACGGCGCACGAUCGAUCGGAUUCUUUAGCGAAAGGUGACGAGCGAUGAGAACGGGAUCGAUUGCCGGCCCGGAACGAUACCGAAGAGAGAAGAAAGCAACAUCACGUUUUAGUUAGUAAGACGAUCGACCGGCAGAGGUCGUUAUCAUUUAAGGUAGAAACUACAUAGAGAAUAGCUUUAAUAAGGCGCGAAGGGGAACAGGUUACUCGGCAAAUAUUUUUCACACCGGCUGCUCCUUUCUUUCCACGACCCUGCUGUAAGAGUACUGUAAGUGGGUAUACCGUGUAUUUUAUAUUACCAGUUCGAAGAAUGGAAGCUGGCACGAAGAAAACAGGAGUGCACCUGUAUCUCGAAACAUCGUGGAUAUCGUUGUUACUAAAAAAGUGCCAUCGACUUUUCUCUCAAUCGUACCAACGCAUCGUUUUUUCUUUUUUUUCUUAUUUUUUUUCUUUAGAACAAUUUGAGCAUUAUACAUUAAAUCAUACGAUAAAAAAAGACGUACCAUUUUGAGGUUUAAUUUCACCGAAAAGUACAAUGUUCGAACAGCACGGAAGAUUCUGCAUCCGUUAACAGAUUUUGGGCCAAUCGAGAAAGCUCGCGGCAGAAUUCAAUUACCACACGAAAUAUUAGUAGAUGUAUUAAAGGUUGAUUGCAUUGUAGCUGUUAUAUAAUAGCUACAAAGGGCUAUUAGCCGUGUUAUAGCUGAAUGUAUAGCGUAACUAUUAUAUAAUAGCUGUAAUAGCCGCUAGCUGUAUUAAUAACCGACCGAAGGGGAAAAACAUAUUUCAAAGCUUCCGAGUUAACUGCGUUAUUUUUCUAUUGUACGAUACAAAAAAAAAAAAAAAAAAAAAAAACACACACACACACACACGCGUCGCUCGUCCACGAUGUUUAGAGAGCCGGGCGCAAUGAUCGAUGCUACGAAUUUAUUAUCGCAUCGAAUAUUAUUCGCCGAGUAAAACGUUCGAUCUGUUAGAAUGAUCGCGAAGAGUGAAACGAGAUUGACACCGAUACACGCGCGUAGCCAACAGUGUCAAAAGGUGUUAACGAAGUAAUUAACGCAAUACAAUCUAUCGUGUAGUAGGAUUAUUUGGUGCGCCAAUGGGCUAAAGAGCGGAGAGGAACGAGAGACACGAGGAAAGAAUCAGGGUCCACUCGGCCGAAAUUUUAUUUUUGUGAAAAUUUUUCGAAUAAUAAAUUAUCUUGCACCGAAAUAAUCUAUAUCCUGCCCGCUAAUAAUUUAUCGUAUCAAUUGCAUAUUAACCCGAAACUAUUUGCGUAUAACUUUAACGUUCUAGCGAUCGCAAUGUAUUCUGCGUGGCUAAACAGAAACGUCGUGCCCGAUGAUAAAUUUAAUCCAAAUAUUUCUGGUAUUUCGAGAACAUCACUAUUUCGACGAUUCAAUUAACUUCCAUCGGAUCGGGGCGGUGAACAACGAUAGGCAAUUUCAAAGCGCCGUAAAAUUUAUUUCAUCGCCACUUGCAGAAUAUCAGUGUUCCUCGAACACGCUACAUUUUAAUGUUUCGAACUUUUAUCGAUUUCGAUAAAUGCUACUUUCUUUUCUCGUUAAUUACGAACGGAGAUCGGGUUACUACACGGGAAUUAGGUUUACUUUGAAUAAGGAUUCGUUAAGUUUUCCGAACAAUACGAAGGAUCAUUCUCGAGAGGGGAAAAUAUCGGUAGACAAACGGCCGAACGUGUAAAGUGUAAAAUUGUAACUGUGAUGGAUUUUCCGGUCCGUUAUACCGACUCGCAAUCGGGAACGUUCCCCUCUCAUUCGUGCGUUUGCUCCGGAUUAUUCGUUCUUUUCUGGCGACACUGAUUCUUUCUCGUUACGAUCUUGGUCAUGUUUAUUUUUCUUUGUCGAGCGUCGAUGGGUCUCGUGGAAAAAUUCCUGUCGGUAAAAGCUCUAAGGCAGAUAUUCCCGCGGUAGUUUAUCGAUGCAAACCGAGAUCGAGAAGGUGAAACGUGGAAUAUAGCGUGAGACAAAUUGGCCACUUGUUCGACCCUUAUCACGCCGAGGGGAAAAAAAAUGAGUCGAUCGGAUAUUUUAUUAGAGAACUGGAAACUCCGAGAGCUAUAUCGUAGCGCCGUCACGUUGAUCUAGCGAAUCAAAAUGAAAUUUACCAUGACGAAUGUUGAAAGGAUCGGAAUAUCGUGCACGAUUAUCGAAUUGGUCCGCGUUCACGAUUCUCGAUCGCGCGUAAACAUCGCAAACGAUAUCAUUUCCGGCGGUACACCGGAAGGAUUUCGUGGAACGGCCGGGGUUUAUUUGAAAGUCUGGAGACGACGGAAUUUUUCCAAGAACUCGACAGCGCCGGCGUUAACGUAAGCAAUAAGCAAUAAAGUCACGCAACGGCUCGAUCAUGUAGACAAAAGAUGUUGCGUUUUCACGAGGAAACUGUACCAUCACGUUAUGCCAGAGAUCUUCUAUUAUAUUGGUUUGUCCAAUCGGAUUUUCGCGACAGCGAUCGAAAAUGGAGAGAAAAGGGAGACGCAAGUGGAUACGGACCGAUCGAUCGCGAGGUAGGACGCUACGAUAUUAUUGUAACUAAUAUAGAGUCUAUAUUAUAUUAUUGUACAAGCAUCUUUGUAAUAAUUAACCCGAACCGAGUGACGAGAGGAAACGAAAAGGGAAAUACGAGCAAUGAGGCACGAUUAGAAGAGUACGCAACAAUAGAAAACAGACACAAAACAAAGCGAGAAAAAAGUUAAAAAAAGAAGCAAAAAAAAAAGAAUGAUAAGAAAGAAAGAAAGAAGGUGAAUAGAGAGGGAGAGAGAGAGAGAGAGAGAGAGAGAAUGAAACAUAAGAAAAGCCAAUCGCUAUUUUACCACUUUUCCAAUCGCGGUACACGUAGUUUUUUCACGCCGUUAAAUUUCUCUUCGUGCUCAUUUUUUGCGACGCCGACGAGGACGAGCCUCUGAUCCCUGAAAAUUUCGCGUCUGUAAAUAUAUCUGUGGCCACGCGGACUCCGCUAUCCUAAAUGCAUGUCUCAUUUUUUAUCGGCAUUUUUCGUUUAGUUGCACCUUGUCGAGAGAUGUAGAGAUCUACUCCCCUAAUGUCGAGAUGAAACAUAGGUAUUUCGGAAUAUCGUACUGGUUGCGUUGCAAAGGCUCGGCGCCGUACGAAAAAAGAAAAAAAAACACGUUCUUUUAGAUACGAACAGAGUAGUACGUAACACCAUAUAGAGGAAAAAGAGGGCUGUCGACGUGCUUUUUCGUCGGGAAGAAAAUAUCGAAGCGUGGAAAAAAUGCCCGCGCGACAUGCGGAAAAAUGCGGUGGAUCAAAGGCUCCUUCUCUCAGAGGCGUUCAUUUAAUCGAGUGAAAGACGCUCUCCUUUUCAGGGUUCUCGGAAGAGAAAGAUCGAUCGACUUUCGUUAGGCUUCUCGGCAAGUACCUUCUUGACAAGUUACUUACCGUCGUUGCACACAGAAAAUCGCGGAUUAGCGAGCCACGAGGCGUUUUCUUCUCUCUUUUUUUUUUCCGUUUAGUUCACUCUAUUUUAGACGUUUUUGUUCGUUUCCUCACCAGACGAGUUAGAAUACUUAGUGGUUUAGGACUUUUAACGAUUAGCACCUUAGAUGCCGUACUGUACCUAAGAAGAUGCAACGUAUUUAGCAUAACCUUAAGGUGAAAAACAUAGCGAUUAAGGAUUACUCUAGCUUCAUAGGGGUAAUAAGCUCAUUGUGACAGCAAUCAGAGGUGCCCCGCGGUCGAAGCGCGAACAAAACAACCUUUUUCUUUCCCCGAGCACGUUUUUCGAUCACCCAUCUCGCGUCUGUCGCGCGUGCACUUCUUGCGAACAGUCUCGAAUGCCAAUUCUGUCUGGAGCGUGCGUAAAAGAUGUUUCAAAUCGAUAGGAACGAGUGAGAAAAGGAGAGAGUAGCGAGCAGGGGCGCGGCAAGGAUUUCUAUUAAUCUAACGAAGCGUCGGUUACUCGAAUCGCUCGGCCAUCGGAUCCGCAUAAAUAUCCGAAUUUUCGACAGCUCGAGUUUAGACUACUUCCGUUCCACGCGAAUAUUUGAACUACGGUUAUCGUGCUGAAAGUCAAAUAUUGCUCUCGGCGGCGAAAUAUCGGGACGACGACGGCGACGACGACGGUAGAUUCGGGGCGCGGAACCUUAGCGGAGAACCUCAACGAUGGAAAUUCUACAAGUUCGGACCCAGCGAGCGGAUUGCCGCGUCCUGCCGCACGAUACCGAUUCAACGAUCGAUCAGAAUUACACGAGUUCGCUGUUAGGAGAAAACCACGGACGUUCGAUAAGAAAACGAAAAGAUCGGAGAUUCGGCGAAUCGUUGAAUCGAUAGCCGGGUGAUUAUCCGCGGGUAGGAGGGACGUAUUCGCGAAUAACAGUUUAGAAGUUUGUUAUUAUUUUCGAUUUGCCCGACACAAACAACGCCGAGGGAUUUGAUAAUUACCAGAGCAUCCUCAAACAUCGUUACUGACCGACCGCCUAGGUUCGCGCCACCCGGCCUCUCGUCAAACAUGCGCUCCGCUUAAUGAGAUUGAUGCAAUCGGCCGAUGCAUUUAAUCCGGUUAAUUUACAUUGGGUCCUAAUAUCGCACGCGAAUAUUCCGCUAAUGCAGUCGGUAAUGAGAAACAGAAAAUUGCUUGCACAAACUGCUCCCUUUCCCAUCCCUCUGAACGCGCGUACGCGGACAAGCGCCGGAGUUCGCUUUCGACAGGAUUUCGACUUUGCGCGUACUCUCCGCGUUUUCCGACUCAUCCGGAAUCGUCGUGCGCUUUUCCAUUGAAAUUUUCAACGCAGCAUCGCGAAUUAAUUUAAAUUGAAGAACAGGGAGGGGACACCGAUCGAGGGGAACGAUUCGAGAAGCGAUCGAAUUUAAAGCGUGGAUAACGAGAGUAAACGAACGGUAUAAUUUUCUUACGCGUUCAUUUUCGAGGUCGACCGCUUUGACGCGCCGACGUGCCCCACUGUCUGCGAACAAAAAAGUUUAAUUACGGUGAAAAAAAAACCGACGGGUAGGAUGGGAGGACGAAAUUAGUCGGUCGAGAGAAGAAGAAAAGCAAGAGGAAAGGAAGUGGCGAGCAAAACUACGGGAUAAAGAUGGAGCUGGUUGUCGAGGGAAUCCAGGGGAGAAGCAACGUCAUAGUCAGAAACAGGACACGUUUACGCGGCCUGGAUGUCGGUUAACGAUUUUAUGGAAACCCGUCUAAUGGGAUUAUCGGAUUACUUCCGCGUCGGUACGGGUGCUCUACCGCAGUUUAUUAUUCUCACACGGUGGAUUAUACGCUCGUUCUUGAAUCUUCUUCUACAGGCUCUAUAAAGCCGGACCUGGUAGCGGCGUGUCUUUCAGGAAUGCAGGCACGUUUGCAGACAUUUGCCGGCGCGCGAAACGGUUGCCGCGGUUUACUGGCGCGCUAAAUUAGCACAGAGUUCGAAGGUCUCGCGGCAUAAUCCGGCGAGAAACGUAAUCGCUUGUUCGCCAAGGCGGCGUGAGUUUCCGAGAUUUCUAAUGCCUUUUGACUCUGCUAGUUGGACACGUGCGAUUUUAUUAAAUGGCGAUUUAACGAGCUCUCCGCUAGGUAAUCUCGAGCGUGUCUUUUUGUGCGAUCGGCGUUCAAUUCGGUCGAGUUUCAGCCCCUUAUCGUUGUUAGAGCAAUAGGCAACCCUUAAUGAUCCCGCGUGACGCAUCCGGGUCGAUUCGAAACCGUCGCUCAAAGAUUAGAAAGGCAUCGCGUGCCAUAUGGGGACGAGCGUGCACACCCCUGCCGUUCGAAACUUCUCUCCGCGUACGCUCCAGCGAACCGAGGACGUUUUCAAUCAAGGGACAAUCAUCCCUCGACGAGCAAUCGAACCUUUUUAUCGAAUCAUCGCGGCCCGUCGUUUCCAUCCUUCGAACGAAACGUCAGCGGCCGAUCAUCGAACAACGACGAGAAUACUUUUUCGCGGCGAGGGUACAUAUGGAGCAAUAUAAGAGUGAGUGUGCGUUCACGAGAAACAGAGAGGGAGAGAAAGCGAUCGAGAGCGAGAGAGCGGGAGAGAGUGAGAAGACCGAUUCAACUACGAUAUAAAGGACAAAGUCCGAGGGUAGACGGAAGAAUACCUGGACGAAGGAGGCAAUAUUUUAUAAUACAGACAAAGCAUACCGCUUCAGAGUUUCUAAUACUUUGUUACUUUAAUUUUCAAUAAAUAAUUAUUAUCGGUGUUACAAUAA
Bombus pascuorum is the source of this 10430-nucleotide messenger RNA. RefSeq lists its product as uncharacterized. Lineage: Eukaryota; Metazoa; Arthropoda; Insecta; Hymenoptera; Apidae. Bases 836 to 3331 code for a protein of 831 amino acids. The transcript is spliced from 12 exons. The record is from RefSeq and is a predicted model, not a curated record.